Molecule: messenger RNA, 1410 nt
Organism: Humulus lupulus (European hop)
Lineage: Eukaryota; Viridiplantae; Streptophyta; Magnoliopsida; Rosales; Cannabaceae
Product: bidirectional sugar transporter SWEET10-like
Exons: 6
Coding region: 159-1109 (316 amino acids)
Biological process (GO): carbohydrate transport
Cellular component (GO): membrane
Molecular function (GO): sugar transmembrane transporter activity
Source: RefSeq, a predicted model, not a curated record
UUCUUAAGUAUUACAAACACUUUUGGCAAGAGUUUGGAGAGUGUGUGAGAGAGCUAGAGCUAAAGAGAUCACUUUCUCAAUCUUCUUAUAUUAUUAUUAUUAGCUCUAUUGUUUGAGAGUGAACUAGUUAGACUUCAUCAACAAACAAGAUAUAUAACAUGGCUGCCCCUCACCACUACCUCAUUUUUGCCUUCGGUCUCUUAGGUAACAUCGUGUCUUUCAUGAUGUUCCUUGCUCCAAUCCCAACAUUUCAUAAGAUUUACAAGAAAAAAUCAGCAGAGGGGUUUCAAUCAGUGCCAUACGUGAUUGCACUACUGAGCUCAAUGCUGUGGAUAUACUAUGCCUUGCUUAAGAAAGAUGCCAUGCUUCUCAUCACUAUCAACUCAUUUGGUUGUGUCAUUGAGACUCUCUACAUUGCCUUGUUCAUCUUUUAUGCUUCCAAGAAAUCUAGGAUUGAGACGGUGAAGCUUCUUCUGUUGUUGAAUGUUUUCGGAUACGGCUUGAUGCUCGUGUUGACCACCUUCCUUGCUAAAGGAGAAAAACGUCUCCAAGCUGUUGGAUGGAUCUGCCUUGCUUUCAACCUUGGUGUAUUUGCUGCACCUCUUUGUAUCAUGAAGCAAGUUAUCAAAACUAAGAGCGUAGAGUUCAUGCCAUUCCAGUUAUCAUUUUUCUUGACAUUAGGGGCAGUCAUGUGGUUCUUCUAUGGUCUUCUACUCAAGGACUAUAAUAUAGCUUUUCCAAAUGUGUUGGGGUUCUUUUUCGGCAUUGCUCAGAUGGCACUUUACAUUGUGUUCAAGAACGCCAAAAAGAGUGUACUUGAGGAGCCAAAUAAUAAGCUUCAAGAACUAUCCGAACAUGUUAUUGAUGUUGUCAAAAUCAGCACACUCGUUUGCCCAACUGAUUUGAAUCAAGUAGUUCUACACCAAUUAACCAAUAAUGCUAUCAUUAAUGAUCAUGAUCAAGCCCAAUUAGCCUCUUAUUCUGAAAAUGACAAAAUUGAGAGUGAAAAUGUCAAGGAAAAGGUCCAAGAAAGUACUGCUACUGCUACUACUGGUACUGGUGCUGUUAAUAAGGAAGUUGUUGUGGUGGUUGGCUUAGUAGCAAGUUAGCUAAGUUUGACCCAUUGAUAAUAUAUAUAUAUAUGGAAGGGAACUAUAUAUAUCUAAGUUUAUUAAUUUUAAUUUAAUGUAAUAUUUGCUUGUAUUUAAUUUGCUAACGUGGUGUCCAGUCCCCAAGCUCUGUGCUUAAUUAAUUAGCUAGCUAGAUUAUUCCCUUCUUAUAUAUAUAUUAUUAGUUACUUAAUUUCCAAAAUUUGUAAUAGGUCUUGGUUUGCAUGUAACUUUCAAAGGCUCAUGCCACUUGUACCUCUUCUUAAUUUUAUGUAAUUACAUGCUACGUACGGUUCCUUUA